Messenger RNA from Hordeum vulgare subsp. vulgare (domesticated barley), 1659 nucleotides. Its product is annotated as protein trichome birefringence-like 26. Gene Ontology annotation, cellular component: Golgi apparatus. Gene Ontology annotation, molecular function: O-acetyltransferase activity. The coding region runs from base 165 to 1409 and encodes 414 amino acids. Lineage: Eukaryota; Viridiplantae; Streptophyta; Magnoliopsida; Poales; Poaceae. The transcript is spliced from 3 exons. The record is from RefSeq and is a predicted model, not a curated record.
GGUCAGAUGUCGUCGACCCGCAGUCCCAGUAUCAAACCUCCGAAGCUGUCUCCUUCCUCCACUCCUGCUACCACGCCAGGGCCACGCCACCCUGCUCGCACGCACAGGCACUCGAGCUGGGGUCCAUCCCCUAGUACCGUAUUAUCCUAGCACGGUAGCACCCCAUGGGCUUGGGCCCGAGGUGGUCGCCGUGGGCGGCGUGGCCGUUCUCUCCUCGAUCUCGCAAGGGAGGCGGAGGGGGAUGGGGAUGGGGAUUGGGAGGGCUGAAGGCCAUCGGGUGGAUCUUCUUCGUCGGCGUCUCCUUCCGUCUGCUCUGCUCCUUAUCUUCCUCCUUGUCUCUGCCGCCGGAGACCCUGGAAGGAAACUGUGAUCUUUUCAAUGGAGAAUGGCUACCAAAUCCCUCUGGCCCAGCGUAUACAAAUUCAAGUUGUCGAUUUAUUGAUGAUCACCAAAAUUGCAUGAUGAAUGGUAGAUCAGACACUGGAUAUCUUCACUGGAGGUGGAAACCUUAUGAAUGUGAUUUGCAACCGUUUGAUGAAAUUAGAUUUCUAGGUGCUAUGAGGAACAAAGCAUGGGGCCUUAUUGGUGACUCCAUUCUUCGUAACCAAGUUCAGUCAUUGAUAUGCCUUCUGUCUAAGGCUGACGAACCUGUCGAGGUCUACCACGAUAAAGAAUUCAAAAAUAGGAGAUGGCACUUCCAAUCAUACAACUUCACCGUGUCCCUCGUUUGGGCUCCCUUCCUCGUCAAAUCAGAGGUUUUUGAAAAUGAGAAUGGCGAGUCCACGUCUGAGAUCCAGCUUCACCUUGACAUACUUGAACCAACCUGGAUAAGUCAGUACGAGAGGUUUGACUAUGUUGUGAUUGCCGGUGGACAAUGGUUUCUCAAGACUGCGGUUUACUGGGAGAAUGGUAAGGUGUUAGGCUGUCAUCAUUGCCAGGACAAGAACCUAACUGAAGUUGGGUUUGAGCACCUGUAUCGCAGGACUUUACAAGAGGUACUUGGAUUCAUCUCCUCGGCACACCAUAAGCCAGUUGUUCUCUUCAGAACUUGGGCGCCUGACCACUUUGAGAAUGGCGAGUGGUUCAGCGGUGGAACCUGUAAUAGGGUAUUGCCUUACAAGAAGGGAGAGUACAGCGGGAAAUACAUGGAGCAUGUGAUGAGGGGGAUUGAGCUGGAGGAGUUCAACAAGGCUGUAACGGCGGCCAAUAGUUCAAGGGAUGUGGUGAAACUGAAGCUCUUGGACACUUACAGCAUUUCGUCCAUGAGACCUGACGGCCAUGCUGGUCCUUACAGGAUGUUCCAUCCAUUUGAGGAUGGCUCGUCGGUUCAGAAUGAUUGCCUGCAUUGGUGCGUGCCAGGGCCCAUCGACGCCUGGAACGAUCUGAUUAUGAAGUUGGUUCUCAACUGACGAAACACCUCUAGAUCUCGCGCUCCUUGUUGAUCAAGAGUUGUAGGUCUGGUUGUGGGGAACCUCGAUUCAGGGUUUAGUUCCUGGCAUGCUAGUGUGAUAUGAUUCUAGUUUAGCAGGAAGUAGUAGUGAAGAAUAUGCAAGUGUGUACAUUAUAGUUUGGAUGGAGGUGUGAACAGGCCACUCGUUCUUGGAUGUGGCUGGUUAGCACAUCUUGUCUUUCUGAGAAAUGUCGAUGCGUUUGGAUGCA